This is a messenger RNA of Caenorhabditis remanei, 360 nucleotides long. RefSeq lists its product as uncharacterized. Bases 1 to 360 code for a protein of 119 amino acids. NCBI's taxonomy places the organism in Eukaryota, Metazoa, Nematoda, Chromadorea, Rhabditida, Rhabditidae. The record is from RefSeq and is a predicted model, not a curated record. The transcript has a single exon.
AUGUCACCGAAUCGUAAAAACACAAAGUGCCCAAUAAAUGUUGAAACCGAUCGAAUGAUGACAUUUCUUGCGGAUUAUACGAAAAAUGUCGAAUUCCCGGUGCAAAUGAGUUUAUUGUGGAAAGAAUACAAAACGAGAUGUGAAACGCAUCGAAAGGUUGAUACGUUACGAAAAUUAUUCAGUCAAAAACUUGCUCCAAAUAUUUGGAAGACGGAGACGCUUGAUGAUCAGACAAAACUUGUAAUAUUGUUUGCCACGAGUACACCGAUGAAUCUUCAAUAUCUGAAAAUGUUAGUGAAACUUCAUAAUUACCCUCAUAAAGCUAUUUCAGAAUUCAAGAUCAAGGAGAAGCCGAGAUAG